UUAUAUAUGCCCCCAAACGUGUAAACCUUUUCUCUCAAACCAAAACCGAAGUUUGUAGUUCUUUUUCGCUCUCAGUCGAAUUUGUCCUUUGCUCCAAACAAAGACAAGCUGUUGGCCAGAAAUUAAAGGGAAAGAAAAACAUGUGUCCGUCGGGGAGAAACGUAAGUGGGCCGGCGAAGACCAGCUCAGGGUCGGAUUUCAGGUCCGCAUUCGAGGUUCUUGACGUGGAUCGUGACGGGAAGAUUAGUAGGGAAGAUUUGAGGAGAUUUUACGCUGGGUUUUAUAAUGGUAAUACUGAUUUUGAUGAUGACGAAAUGAUUGGGACAAUGAUUUCCUUGGCGGAUUCGAACAGGGAUGGGUUCGUUGAGUACGAUGAGUUCGAACGUGUCUUGGGAGGGUCGUCGAAAAGAAAGGCGUCAGGUUAUGGGGUGAUGGAAGAUGUUUUUAAGGUAAUGGACAAGGAUGGCGAUGGGAGAUUAAGCUAUGACGAUUUGAAAAGUUACAUGAACUGGGCGGGGUUUCCUGCUUCCGAUGAAGAUAUCAAGGCUAUGAUCAGAUUGGGCGGCGGUGAUGAAAUGGAAGGCGUUUCUUUCGAUGGUUUGCUUAAGAUUUUGGCCGUUGAUUUUUCUGGGUAAUUUGUUAAGUUUAAUCUUGAAUAUCUAUAGAACACAUUUCUUUUAAGUUUUUAUGAAAAUGAUGGAUCAAAAUCUAUAAUUGAUGAAAAAACUAUGGGAUUUUCUUGCUGUUC
Messenger RNA from Durio zibethinus, 748 nucleotides. Its product is annotated as calcium-binding protein CP1-like. The record is from RefSeq and is a predicted model, not a curated record. Gene Ontology annotation, molecular function: calcium ion binding. Lineage: Eukaryota; Viridiplantae; Streptophyta; Magnoliopsida; Malvales; Malvaceae.